CGAAGCAGCGGGCAGGCACGACCGUCCCGUUGGCAUCUGCCGAGGCUCAAGUCGGUGUCCUCUUGCGAUGCGCUCCAGCCGGGUGCAAAGACCAAGCGGUCCGACGAGGAAGGUACCUACCCCGGACCCUUGACGUACCUCUUGUCCGCAUACGUCCGUAAUGUGGUGUAUAUAACGAACUUGCUUUCUGGCUAGGCCACUUUUCAUAUCCACGUCGCUCUUUCUGUCCAUCUGCUUGUUAAUUUAUUGCAGUCCUCUGUCGAUUUAUCCCCGAGCUGAUUCGGGAGUACCUUUCCUUGUCUUGCCCGUUUCAAACACCAGUGAGCGAGCCCGGUCAAUUCAGCCUGGCCGGUCGCCAUGUCGUCCCCGGUGUUCGAAAUUAAGGAGCACAUCAUUGACGCCUCACACAUCAGAGAGUACCCGCGAGCCACAGCCCACUCCCAGGAGGAGGUGCUCAAGGUCGCCGUCAAGCAGUACAUACCCAAGAGCAACCCGAACCCGCAGCCCGGCGACGUCACCGUCAUCGGCGUGCACGCCAAUGGCUUCCCCAAGGAGCUGUACGAGGCCAUGUGGGAGGACCUGGUGUCGGCAUCGGCCGCCCGCGGCUUCCGCAUCCGCGCCAUCUGGAUCGCCGACAUGGCCUGGCAGGGCGUGAGCGGCGCGCUCAACGAGGGCCGGCUGGGCAGCGACCCGUCGUGGUCCGACGCCUCGCGCGAUAUGCUGCACAUGGUCAACGUCUUCCGCGCCGAGAUGCCGCGGCCCCUGGUCGGCGUCGGCCACUCGUUCGGCGGCGCCAUCGUCGCAAACGCCGCCUUUAUGCACCCGCGCCUGUUCGAGGCCCUGGUGCUCAUGGACCCGGUCCUGAUGCACUUCCGCUCCAUCGAGCCCCAGGUCGUCGGCGGCGGGCCCCAGGUCGCCUCGGCCGCCCGCCGCGACCUGUGGCCGUCGAGGCGCGACGCCGAGGCCUCGUUCCGCCGCUCCCCCUUCUACCGCACCUGGGACCCGCGCGCGCUCGACGCCUGGUGCCGCCACGGCCUCCGCGACUGCCCCACGGCCCUGUACCCCGACGCGCCCGCCGGCUCCGUCACCCUCGCCACCACAAAGCAUCAGGAGGUCUUCACGUACCUGCGCCAGCGCGCCCAGCGACUGGACCCGGCCACGGGCCGCUUCGUCUUCGACCGCGCCCUGCUGCGCGACAUCCAGCCCGCCAUGCUGAGCGAGCUCCCCGACUACGACUUCUACCAGCCCGACAGCGACCGCGUCUUCCGCCGCCUCCCCGACGUCGCGCCUGGCGUCCUGUGGAUCUUUGGCAGCACCAGCAACCUCAGCACCCCGGCCCUGCGCGCCGAAAAGCUGGCCGCCACGGGCACGGGCGUCGGCGGCAGCGGCGGCGUCGCGGCCGGCCGCGUCGCCGAGCACGUCGUCGAAGGCGUCGGCCACCUCGUCCCCAUGGAGAGGCCGACCGUCUGCGCCGAGCAGGCCGCCGCCUGGAUCGGCCGCGAGAUGGAGCGCUGGCGCAAGGAGGAGGAGGACCUCCAGGCCUGGUGGCGGAAGCCGGAUCGGGAGAAGUGGACCAUCGACGACCAACUCAAGGCCAUGAUCGGGCAGCCCAGGAGGUCCAAGUUGUAACUUGUUCUUGUUGUUGGGCUAUACGUGCAUCCAUGUACUAUAUCACCUUUCUUUUUCUCAAGUGGAGACACUUGAGCGUUUGUGUUUGCUCCAGGGGGUGGGAUGGAUCCCUGCUGAUAGAUGGGCUGUAUCAUCUCGUGUCGUAUCAAGUUCCAAGACUAGACUCCCCAUACCCAGACUAGAAGGGCUCUAAAUUGCAAUAUCGUCCCGAUACAAGUUCCUAUUAUGUAUGGCCUGCCUCUCUGCCAACAAAAACCACUCACAGUUCAUCCGCUUCCAACAUGCUCAAGUCCC
Messenger RNA from Gaeumannomyces tritici R3-111a-1, 1923 nucleotides. RefSeq lists its product as hypothetical. Lineage: Eukaryota; Fungi; Ascomycota; Sordariomycetes; Magnaporthales; Magnaporthaceae. The record is from RefSeq and is a predicted model, not a curated record. Bases 358 to 1629 code for a protein of 423 amino acids. The transcript has a single exon.